Molecule: messenger RNA, 228 nt
Organism: Closterium sp. Yama58-4
Lineage: Eukaryota; Viridiplantae; Streptophyta; Zygnematophyceae; Desmidiales; Closteriaceae
Source: the annotation of a GenBank genome assembly
AUGGAGCGAGUAAGGCGCGGGGAAGGGGGGGGAAUGGGAACAGGUGAAGGAGGUGGAGAGGAAGAUGGAGGUGAGGAAGGGACGGGAGCCGAAGAGGAAGAGGCGGGUGGGGAGGCGCCAGAGAUGAUGUCGGAAGGGGGGGCAGUAGAGGCUGGCGCGGGUGGAGGGGCGGGAAGGGGUGGGAGAAGGGGGGGGGGAGGAGGGGAGGGAAUGACAGACGACGGCUGA